CGAAUCUUCACACAACUGAUCUAAACGUCAAGUUGAAACUUCUAAAUCAAAAUGGCGGCUUUGAAGACCCUGCUGAUCCUCGUCGUGUUGGCCGUUGUCAUGGCUACGGCUAUUGCUGUUCACGUCGGGGCCUGUGACCAAGUGUGCGACCGUAUACCGGCUGAGAGGGAUGAAUGCUGCCGUGCCCAUGGUUACAGCAGCGCUAGCUGUUCCGGGGGCAGCAUGAACUGUUUCUAGGCGAUGGGUUGGACGCAUACUAAGGACUCCAUUCUGCAGAUACCACCCCAAAAUGAGUUGACCUUCCAGACAAGAGCGCGCCGCAGAAGUCUACCUCCACUCUAUCAAGAUACAAAGAGCUUUCUAUAGCCUUCUGCAGGAGUUCAAGAGGUUUCCUUACUGAACCAUGAAGACUAUCCUGCAAGAUUUCAAGGGUACGCACAUCUACUUCGAUGCCUUCAUUCUGCAAGAACAACUUCACGGCGUUUUUACUCUUAAGAUGUUGACGAGUAUUUUUAAACUGCCGUCAGACUAACAAGAAGGCAUCCGGCCAGUUCUUUGAUGUAUCUUUGAAGACUCGGCAAGUCAACUUGAAAUGCAGAUAUGGGGCUAGUUAACCAGAAAAAAGUGUUAUUAUUCGUCAGUGAAAUAGGCGCGAAUCUUUUACAUUCUUAAAGAGAGCUUACGCUCCAAUUUUUGGCGCCUUUUUGAGGAGUUUCCAACUGUUUUUUUUUGGUUGGUUAAUUGUUAGUGUGUGUCUUUAAUUCCCAUUUUAGCCUAAGUUACUUUAAGUUUUUUUUUUUAUUUGACUCGGCUUUCGAUUACAAGGAAUACUGAUUUGUGAUUACUACAUUUGUUUUGUGCAAUACAAACAUGAUAUCGAAAAUAAAUUCUUAAGUAUAUAA
Molecule: messenger RNA, 902 nt
Organism: Leguminivora glycinivorella
Lineage: Eukaryota; Metazoa; Arthropoda; Insecta; Lepidoptera; Tortricidae
Product: spodomicin-like
Exons: 1
Coding region: 52-237 (61 amino acids)
Source: RefSeq, a predicted model, not a curated record